Arachis stenosperma is the source of this 441-nucleotide messenger RNA. RefSeq lists its product as uncharacterized. The transcript has a single exon. The record is from RefSeq and is a predicted model, not a curated record. Bases 1 to 441 code for a protein of 146 amino acids. Lineage: Eukaryota; Viridiplantae; Streptophyta; Magnoliopsida; Fabales; Fabaceae.
AUGGUGGGAGUGUGGUGGUGGUGGCGGCAACACGGCGAUGCUGGUAGGCGGUGCGGCGGCGGUCCGUGGUGGGGGCAGGGGCAGUUCGGUGGUUGGAUUAGGGUUAUGGAGGGGAAGGAGAGAAAAAGGGGGCGAGGGGUUGGGGGUGGUGGGGUGUGGUGGCUGGCAGUUCUAGGUGGAUGUCGUGGUGGUGGCGGGUUGGUUAUGGGGGCAGCAGUGGGUGAAAGGGGGAGAAGAGGUGGGGGAGAAGAAGAAGAGAAAGAAAAAGGGGGGUGUCGCGGUAGUGGCGAGGUGGUGCGGUGGCAAGGGUGCGGCAGCGCGGUUCUGGUGGCUGGUCGGUGGUGGUGGGUUGCAGAGGAGGGAGGAGAGAGUGCAGAGGAGGAAGGAAGAAGAGAAUGGGUUGACGCGAGAGGGUUUAGGGUUUUGCGUGGGUUGGUUUAA